This is a messenger RNA of Oryzias latipes (Japanese medaka), 3431 nucleotides long. NCBI's taxonomy places the organism in Eukaryota, Metazoa, Chordata, Actinopteri, Beloniformes, Adrianichthyidae. The record is from RefSeq and is a predicted model, not a curated record.
CUUGAUGGAACACCUGUCGACCCAGCAUCCUUUGCGUAUCCAAUAUGGAAGAACUGGCGGUGGAGGUCCGUGGCUCUCGCGGCGCUUAUUACAAGGGCUUUGUCAGAGACAUCCACGAUGAUUCUCUCACCAUUGCCUUUGAGAACAAUUGGCAGCCAGAACGCCAGGUGCCCUUUGAGGAUGUCAGACUGCCACCACCUGCUGACACCAAGAAGGAAAUUAGAGAGGGUGAAGAGGUGGAGAUUUUAUCCAGAGCCAAUGAGCUGGAGCCUUGCGGCUGGUGGUUAGGGAAAGUUCGUAUGAUGAAGGGUGAUUUCUAUGUGAUCGAGUAUGCAGCCUGUGAUGCCACCUACAAUGAGAUUGUAACCUUUGAGCGUCUGCGGCCUGUCAACACCAACAAGCCCCUCUCCAAAAACCCCUUUUACAAGUGCACUGUUCCUGUUCCUCAGGAUCUACAAGAAGCGUGCCAGGCUGAGAAUGCACACAAGGACUUUAAGAAAGCUGUGGGAGCUUGUCGCAUUUCAUACUGUCCUGAAACCAGUCAUCUAGUGAUUGUGUCGACCAACGAGGCAACAGUGAAGCGGGUGUCUUUGCUGAGUGACAUGCACCUGCGCAGCCUUAGAACCAAGCUGCUUCUGAUGUCACGUAACCAGGAGGCCACAAAACACCUGGAGACUUCGAGGCAGCUGGUGUCCUCCUUCCAGGAGGAGUUCACGGUGAGACUCGACCUGAUGGGCCUCGCCAUCGGCAGCCACGGCAGCAACAUCCAACAAGCACGGAAAACUGCGGGUGUCACUGCCAUCGAGCUGGAUGAGGAGACGGGCACUUUCCGCAUUUACGGGGAGACAGCAGAGGCUGUAAAGAAAGCAAGAGGCUUCUUGGAGUUUUUGGAGGAUUCUGUGCAAGUACCGAGGAACCUUGUGGGUAAAGUGAUUGGUAAGAAUGGGAAGGUCAUCCAGGAGAUUGUGGACAAGUCUGGAGUGGUACGGGUCAAGAUAGAAGGCGACAACGACAACAAGCAGCCACGACAGGAAGUUUUACAGGGAAUGGUCCCAUUUACCUUUGUUGGUACUAAGGAGAGCAUUAGCAACGUUCAGGUCCUGUUGGAAUACCACAUUUCCUAUUUGAAUGAGGUGGAGCAGCUUCGUCUGGAGAGGAUGCAGAUCGACGAACAGCUGCGACAGAUCACCCAGGGUCACCGACCAGUCGAUCGGGAGAGGGGGGAAAGAGGGGGCGGAAUUAAUGCAGACAGCAGUGCCAACGCGUCCUCGUCUUCUUCGCAUGGCAGCCGCUCUUACAAUGGCAGAGGCCGCGGACGAAGAGGCUACAGCACUGGAUAUGGCACCAAUUCGGAGCAGUCCAACGCCUCAGAGACUGAGUCAGAGCGUAAGGAUGAGCUCAGUGAUUGGUCCCUGGCUGGAGAGGACCAGGAGAGAGAAAGGGAGAGAGGUCCUCGGCCACUAAGAGACGGUCGCAGGAGACCAGGACCUGGCAGAGGUCGAGGAGGAACAGGAGGAAGGGGCCGUGGAGGAAGAGGAGGAUACAGCAACAAUUCUGGGUCCUGGGAUCGGGACAACACCUACUCCCACGGAGCUUUAGAGACGAACACAGAGACAGACCACACAGCUGACACCGAUGCCAGCGAGUCCUUGUUGCCUGCAAACCGCCGCAGACGGUCUCGGCGGCGCAGAACAGACGAGGAUGCCACUAUGAUGGACGGCAUGAGUGAAUCUGACAAUGCUUCAGUUGGGGAAAACGGAAUAGAUGACUCAGAAGCUAAACCGCAGCGGCGCAAUCGUAGCCGGCGUCGCCGUAACCGCCUGCCUGAGGACCGGCACCCAGUGACGGUUGCUGACUUCAUAUCUCGAUCUGAGUCUCAGAGCAGACAGACCACCAAGGACACCAAGAAAAGCAAAGCUUUGAACCGGGUGGAUGUCAUCACUGAGCACAGCUCUUCGGCUCCACCCGAAGACGCACACAGUAUUUCUGACGACACCGGCACCAACGCUGCAAAUUCUUCCACCGAGAACCCCCCCGAAGCCUCUGAAAAGGAGGGCUCGAACCCACAACCUGCUGUCAACGGAGUCUCUUAGUCAGAUGGAAACGGUUUCAAAUAUUUGAACGUCUCUGGCUGCCCCCUGUUUAAAUCUGUGUUCCUGAAGCAGCCUCAGAACCUAUUCUCGACAUUUAAACUCAACAAGCACUGUUCUGUUUGUACUUUUCAAAUCUCUGCUGUGCAACUCUGUGUUCUGAAACAUAACCUCUCCUGUACACAUUUCUCUGUACAACUAUUCAUUUUAAAUACAGUUUUUUACACUAUAGUUCUUCCUGUAUGAGCUUGCCAAAGAUAGUCAAAAACACACAAACUGUACAUUUCAGUCCACUCUUCCUCAAGAGGAUGAACUGAAUGUUUUUUUGUUUUUUAAUGCUGAGGGAUUCUACUUGUACCGACACUGUGGUAUGCAUGCAAAAAAACAUAUUUUCUUUCCCUUUUUUGGUUAAAAAUAAAAAAAAAAAGCUGUGGAAAUAUGCCCCCCCCCCCCCCCCUCAGAAAAAUGUUUCCUCGUGUCCUUUUGACAAACUGGAAGUGGCAUUUUCCGUUGCAUAUUUUGCAUGAGCUAUUUUACAGUGCAGAGCAGUUCUAGAGGAAAGCAUAAUUAACCCACAUGUGAUCAGUUGUUGUGCCUUAAGAGUAGACUGGACGUGUUGCUGCCUGGCUCUGCACGCCAUCCCCAAUGAUUUCACUCACAUGUGUGGACGCCGUUUGCCCUCACUUGAACUCCGUCAGGCCUGGGGGCUUUGUGUUUAAUGUCUCUUAUGGUGCUGGAGGUGGAUGAAGGGUAAACAGUCAGAACACCCCUAAAAGUUUUUCAGGGCCAUUUUUCCAAAAUCAGGUUUGUCUGCUCUUAAUGUUAUUUGGGGUUUGGGCUGGGGGGUUGAUAUUAGCUGCUUCCUGUUUUUUUCUUUUUUUUAAUGCAACCACUUAAAUCAUAGAAAUGUUAUUACCUGUCUAGAAAGGAAAACAAAAGUUUUGUUUUGCACUGAAGUGUAACCUUUUUCUGUUAAAGCUGAUUGUAGUUGAGUCUGUACUGUUUAGUGCUGGACAGAAUUGUAUUGGUUUGCUGGAAACAUCUCAGAACUGAAAAUUAUCUAGUUUAGUAACAGUUUUUUUUUUUUUAAUUUUUUCUCAGAAAUUACCACAAAGCUCAGUUUUUUAAUUUUUUUUUUAAUGUCAUCACCCAUAAAUUCAUAGGAACAAGACUUCCCGGUUACUGAGAUGUUUCUGGAAAGCCAUGCCUCUGUGACAAUGAUGUCAUUUUCAUGGUUCUUCCAACACUGGCUGGCUGGAAACUGGUCACGACUGUUUCUCUAAAGAAAAGGAUUUGUUUGGAUUAUUUAUUUUUAAAAAUUUGUACAGUAUUUAAAAAAAA